UUCAGCUUGUCAAAGUGCACGCUUCUUGGAGCGGCGGUGCGCAAGGGGACAUGUGCGAUGCUGAGGUCACGGUCGUCCCGCUGCACCGGCGACCUGACCUGGUGGGUGCGUGUGCUGACCUGGUGAACUCGGAGUGGCAGCGGAGCCGGGCUGCGCGGAUCCACUCCCUCGAGAAAUCCUGCGAUAGCUUCCCAGUCUGCCUGGUGCUGGUGUCGCGGGUGGAUCAGCUGCUGGGUCACGCGAGGCUGUCUCUGGUGGUGGGGCAGCCGCGAAGCCUCUUCGUGGAGACGGUGGUGGUCUCCCGGGAGCUCAGAGGGAAGGGCUAUGGGCGCAGGCUGAUGGAAGCCACCGAGCGCUAUGCCAGAUCCAGGGGAUUCUGGAGGCUCUGUCUGACUACACACGACAAGCAGCACUUCUACGCACACCUGGGCUUCGUCCUUUCAGAGCCAGUGCAGAAUGCAGGGUCAAUGACCACAUUCAUGCCUAUGGAGGUGCUCCAGAGGUUCUCCCAACCUCCAUCAACUGGCAGAGAAGGAGACAAAUUGGGACUCAAUCGAACGUCUUCACCUUCCCGUACUGCUCAUGCCUCACCUCCUCCACAGUCCCCUCCUUUAGCCCCCCCUGCCUCCUUUUUAAACCCUCCCCUUUCUCCCCAAGCACCUCCAUUAGCCCCAUUUCAGUUAAUGCCUGCCCUUUUAGCCCCUCCUCCUCCUCUAGCCCCACCACCAGCCCCUCAUUUAUCUCUUACCCCUCCACCACCACCUCCCCCCUUAGGGCUCAAGACUCUUGGCUCCCAGGAUCCCCCUGCUGGACAGACCUUGUUAGAAACACCGUACCGAGAUCACAAAGGCCAGCCCAUCUACUGGAUGAAGAAGGAGCUGUGAAGGUAGCUUCUUCUAGUUUAGUGUACCAUUGGACAGAACAACAUUGGUGUCCUACAAACUCUUUUCUGCUGAAAUAUUUGUCGCAAUCAACCAACGUUGCAUUCGAGAUGUGGUCUCUCUUACAGCCAACGAGCAAAUGUGUUCUUGCUUUUGUUAUGGAGCUGAGACACACUGUACAAACCAGCCUUAGACUCUAUCUCUGCCUUUGCAAGAAUCCUGCCAAGGAUGUUCUCACUCCCACUGCACCUUCCUCAGUUCUCCUUUAACACAUUGCUGUUUGAUGAUUUUUUUU
Messenger RNA from Polyodon spathula (Mississippi paddlefish), 1176 nucleotides. RefSeq names its product N-alpha-acetyltransferase 80-like. Gene Ontology annotation, biological process: protein acetylation. The transcript has 2 exons. Gene Ontology annotation, cellular component: cytoplasm. Gene Ontology annotation, molecular function: N-acetyltransferase activity; acetyl-CoA binding. The record is from RefSeq and is a predicted model, not a curated record. The coding region runs from base 51 to 884 and encodes 277 amino acids. Lineage: Eukaryota; Metazoa; Chordata; Actinopteri; Acipenseriformes; Polyodontidae.